Molecule: messenger RNA, 1839 nt
Organism: Periconia digitata
Lineage: Eukaryota; Fungi; Ascomycota; Dothideomycetes; Pleosporales; Periconiaceae
Source: the annotation of a GenBank genome assembly
AUGGCUGUUAUGGCUCCAUGGCUGGCUGGCUGGCUUACCGCAACGCUAAAAACCCCCCGGCUCGGCUUGCCCGUGGCCUCUCUCACUAUCGUCGCUCACCCGCUCGCCCAUAGCAACCAGCCCAUUUCACCACAAUGCCAUGACAAGACCACAUUGAUCCGCCCCAACUCCUUUUUUUUUUCGUCUUCCAAAUGUCAUCUGCUAGUAGUCACCCACAACUUUCCAGCUCUCAACCCCGAUACCCACUUCCGACGCCUUCUCCAUCUGUCUGAAGCACCCGCCAUGGCUGAGAUCCGCCGAAAGCUCGUUAUCGUCGGCGACGGUGCUUGUGGAAAGACCUGUCUCCUCAUUGUCUUCUCCAAGGGCACCUUCCCCGAGGUGUACGUCCCCACUGUCUUCGAGAACUACGUCGCCGACGUCGAGGUCGAUGGCAAGCACGUCGAACUCGCCCUUUGGGAUACCGCGGGUCAGGAAGAUUACGACCGUCUGCGCCCUCUCUCCUACCCCGACUCCCAUGUCAUCCUGAUUUGCUUUGCUGUCGACUCACCCGAUUCGCUUGACAACGUCCAGGAGAAGUGGAUUUCCGAGGUUCUGCACUUCUGCCAGGGCCUGCCCAUCAUCUUGGUUGGUUGCAAGAAGGAUUUGCGCUUUGACCAGAAGACUAUCGAGGAACUUCACAAGACUUCCCAGAAGCCUGUGACCCCAGAACAGGCUGAGGAUGUCCGCAAGAAGAUUGGUGCCCAGAAGUAUCUCGAGUGCUCUGCCAAGACAAACGAGGGCGUACGAGAGGUCUUCGAACAUGCCACACGCGCUGCCUUGGCCACAAGAGGCACGAAAGGAGGAAAGGACAAGAAGCACAAGUGCAUCAUCUUGUAAGAAAUCCACGUGAUGCUAAGCCGGUGGCCGCUACACAUACGUACUCCUGUGACGAAAUCGACAAGGGCAUUGGCCACGGUCUGUGUCUAUGAUAUGAUUGGCGUGGAACGGGGUUAGUGAAGCGCGAUUCGGCCUACCCGUGGGCUGGUUACAACAUCUUUUUCGACGACCCCCGCGAGGCGUUACUGUACUGGACUUUUUGAACACAUCAUCUUGGGGGCAGUCCAUGAUGGGGGUUACUUCAGGCGAAGAGUCAAGACGGAACAGUAAUUGGAUUGCAGUAAAUGGCAGCAGGACCUCCACUUCUCAUCUUUCUCUCGCUGUAUCCCGCCCGCCACAUAGUCUUCUCCUCUGAGUGGACCCUUCGGCUGUCUGUUUGCUGGUCGUUUUCUUCUCCUUCUCUCUCUCGGUGACUGAAUUGUCUUGUGGUUCUGCGCAUCUUGGCUCGGUGUAAUACUCUUUUAUCCUCGUACCUAUCUACCUACCUACUACCCCUCGUUGGCGUCAAUGGAGCUUUACAACAAGAAUCAUUUGUGCCUACCUUUGUGAAGUGACCUUGUCUUUCUGUUUGUGACCGUUGCUCCAGUCCAGAGUCAACUGUUGCCAAAACGGGUUUCUUAGCAUAACGUGUCGCAGUGUCAAGUUGGAAACAAAGCCGACCACGGGCUCCAUUAAGAAGCAUGUAUGCACACAUAUGAAUCUCACACCAUUCCUCCGUCUGAAAACUUCUUCUUUUCCCGUCUUCAGUUUCGCACGGUUUCGUCGUUAUCUUACAGGAGUCAAGCAAUUGAGGUUUGUUCUCCUAGUUCCUUGCCAGUACAUACCUAGGUAUCCACCUAUUCCAUUAUACCACCAUUGGUUGGGGUCAUAUUCCAAAACUUUGUCAAUCUCGCUGUAUAAACAUUCAUUGCAUUAUUCACUAAGACCGAUCGAUAUGACCAUUGACACGAGAACAUUGGAACC